UCCAUCAAUUGCGAUGACAUCUCGGGGAAAAAGGCGGCAACAAAGAUGCCCAUCUUUCCUGUGAACGGACCUCAUGUCUGUCCACUGUGUCCGGACAAGAGGAGUUACAAAUUCGAUUCCUCUUUACGAAAGCAUUUGCGUCUCUACCACCCAAACUACAAGCGUAGAACAAGUGCCGCCACACAACAUCUGUCAGAACAAGAAGGGGAGGGACGAAGAGUGGAGAUUGCCAGGGAUGAAAGUGAAAAGACUGAUGUAAUUUUCGCUAUCGUUUGGUGCAUUCUUGUCUUGAAAUAUCCCGUUCUUAUUCCUGCAGUGUCAACAGUAAUUGCAAUGGAAUUCUGGAAACUUCUUAGAGCUGAAGGAUGUCAGUCUGAAGGGAAGAGUAGUAUGGCACUGACCAAAUUUCAAUUCACGAAAUUGAUGAAUAAUUAUGAAGUGAUAACCGCUGUGGAUGAGGCAGUCUUAUCUGACGAUGCAGAAAUAGGCAAAGAAAUUUCUUCAGUUCUCUUGAAAGUGUACAUCAUGAAACCCAGAGAGAAAAGUAUAUCCGCACCACCCACUAGUCAACCCUGCGGUGUCUACUUGCGGGAACUCGAUAAAUAUUUGUAA
This is a messenger RNA of Rodentolepis nana, 612 nucleotides long. Lineage: Eukaryota; Metazoa; Platyhelminthes; Cestoda; Cyclophyllidea; Hymenolepididae. The record is from the annotation of a GenBank genome assembly.